Miscanthus lutarioriparius is the source of this 3933-nucleotide messenger RNA. Lineage: Eukaryota; Viridiplantae; Streptophyta; Magnoliopsida; Poales; Poaceae. The record is from the annotation of a GenBank genome assembly.
AUGCAUAAUAACAAGAUAGAGGUGAGAGAUUUGCCAAAGGAUAUCACAGGUCCAAACCAGAAUAUUAAUCUGAUGUCAAGCCCUAGUUUUAGCGAGGUGGAAUUUUUUGAUGCACGAGAAACAUCGUCAGAUGUAGUAGAAGAACUCAUUGUGGGGAGGACAGAAGAAAAGGAGAAAAUAAUGACUUCUUUACUUCUGGUCAUGUCGGAAAACCUUGUCAUCCUUCCUAUACAUGGCAUUGGAGGCAUUGGCAAGACAACUUUUGCAAGAUUGAUUUACAAUGAUACAAAGUUCAGAUAUUAUUCACAUGUGUGGGUUAAUGUGUCCCAGAGAUUUGACUUGAACAAGAUUGGUGAGUCUAUUAUUUCACAACUAUGUGAAAAAGAGAGCCAGGCUAAUGAAAGACAAAUGACACAUAGUUGCCUCAUGAAGCUACUUUCUGGUAAGAAGAUUAUUAUUGUUUUAGAUGACUUAUGGGAGGAUAAUCACUUCCAGCUGCAGGAAUUGAAGGAUGCGCUAUAUCAUGAUGAAAGCAACAUAAUUAUUUUAGUAACAACACGUAGUGACCGUGUUGCACUGAGAAUCUGUAGUAAUCUUCAACCAUACAAGAUAUUACCCCUGACAAAUGACAUGUGCUGGGAUAUAAUUAAACAAAGAAGUGGUUUUGAAACUAGAGAUGACAAAGAACAAUUGACAUCUAUAGGUCAGGAGAUUGCUCGGAAGUGUGGUGGUGUACCUUUAGCAGCUCGAUCUCUGGGAUUCACUUUGCGGAAUGUGAAUUUUGACCAAUGGAUGAAAGUGAAAGAUAAUGAAAUCUGGAAUGAAUCUGUUUUAGGGGAUGCAUCUUUGCCGAAUCAAGUUCUUGCCUCUUUGAUGUUAAGCUAUAGCUAUAUGGCACCAUGUUUGAAGAUAUGCUUUACCUAUUGUGCAAUUUUUCCAAAAGGUCACAAGAUAGUUAAAGAAGACCUAAUUUACCAAUGGAUUUCUUUGGGUUUCAUCAAGACAACACAGUUACUCUCAAUUUUGCAGAUCUGUGAGAAAUAUGUCAUGCAGCUCCUAGGUCUGUCUUUCAUUCAAUUAUACCCCAAGAGUUCUGACCUGUAUCAUGAGCAAGUGGAAAUUUUCAGCAUGCACGAUCUGGUACAUGAUUUGGCAAUUUCACUCCUUGGUAAUCAAGUUCUGGAUCAGAGCAAACAAGGAAACUCUAGGGGAAGCAGCUGCCAAUAUGCAUUGCUCGCAGAUUGCAGCAAGCCACUCGAGUUAUGCUUGACUUCUCGUGCAAGGCUAAUAGCAAUGCGUUUUCUUGAGUGUCGCAGCACCGAACUACGUGGUGCUGCAUUUGCACCUGCUAGGUCCCUGCGGGUACUGGAUUUAAGUGAGUGCUCCAUACUCAAGUUGCCACAAUCCAUUGGUCAAUUGAGGCAGUUGAGAUAUCUUAACGCUCCUGGGGUCCAGGAUAGGAUGCUUCCAGAAAGUAUCACAGAGCUCUCUCAUCUAAUUUACCUCAAUAUUCAAGGAUCUUCUACCAUCUCAGCACUACCAGAGUCAAUUGGAGAAAUGGCAAGUCUGAUUCAUCUUGAUUUAUCACGCUGCAAUGGAAUCUAUCAAUUACCAGUCUCUUUCAGGAAUCUGGAAAAUCUGGUUCAUCUUAAUUUGUCAGGUUGCUAUAAUAUGUCAGGUGUGACUGCAUCAUUGGGAAGCCUGAGCCGACUGGAGCAUUUGAGCUUAUAUUGCUGCAUGAUUGAUGGAGACCUGGCAAAAGCAUUGGGUGGCCUCACAGAACUGCAAUCUUUGAAUUUAUCACGUGUUGUGUGUUCAGGAAACCACUGCAAAGGGUUAGGACAAGUCCUGGUUAAUCUCAGCAAACUCAGAUAUUUGAAUAUACAAGAUUUCCUUCAUAAAGCUGGAGGUGACAGCUUCCUUGAGUUCAUCAUUAGGCUUUCCAAUCUAGAGCAUCUUGAUUUAAGUUCGAAUAAUUUGCGUAGUAUACCAGAAACCAUUGAGAACCUCAGCAGCCUACAGACACUAGAUCUCUCACACUGCAUCAACCUGGAGAGGUUGCCAGCUAGCAUAUCAGGAAUUGAUAGUCUGAAGUUUUUAAAUGUAGCGAGUUGCUACAUGUUGGAUGAGUCCACUCUACCUCAGUACUACAAGAAUAGUGCAAUGUUGUUACCAAGAUUUGUGGUCCAUUCUGGUUAUGGUGAAUCUAGCAGUAAUCUUUUUCAGCUUGAAUUUGAAAAUCCUACUGUUUUGGAGAUCAACAGGCUUGAAAAUGUGAAGUCUGCAGAAGAGGCACAGAGAAUAAAGCUGGUGGACAAGCAGAAUAUUCAGGACCUAAAGUUACUGUGGACUAGAGAUGCGGAGAGAUUUGUGGAUGACACAGAACUUUUGAAACGACUAGUGCCACCACCAAGUGUAGAAAAUUUCAGGCUGGAAGGUUAUACUAGCAUAAGCUUUCCAUCCUGGAUGAUGGACAUCGUCAUUUAUUUGCCUCAUCUUGUAGAAAUUAGCCUGUACGACUUGCCCAGUUGCAAUAACCUACCACCACUUGGUCAGUUACCAAACCUCAAGAGUCUGUGUAUCGGAGGAAUGGACAGCAUAAGGAAGAUUGACCAGGACUUGUACGGGGGCAUAAGAGCAUUUCCUCAGCUUGAGAGCAUUCAACUGGCGGAGAUGAAAUGCUUGGAGGACUGGAACACAUCCUACCCCAGUCCCAGUGGUGAGGAUGGCUCGAAUGAGCUCGUGUUCCCCACCCUCAAUUAUAUAGAAAUAGCAAACUGCCCCAAAGUAAGAUACAAACGGUUCUCACCUCUAACUAAGAGGAUGGUCAUAAAUGGUAGCGACCAAGUAAUAUUGUCAUCAUGGGAGUUCAGAGGUCAUGUCGGUGCUUCCUCCUUAGCUGCAACCACCGAGCUUUACGUGGAACAUUGUGCAGCGCCUCUGCAUCAGUGGCGCUUACUUCUCCACCUCCCGUACCUCAACUUUUUAGAGAUCACCCAAUGCAGUGAUCUUACAUGCAGCUCAACAGAUUUGCUUCCAUGUCUCGCUUCCCUCAAGACUAUAUCUUUUAAAGAUUGCAAAUUCGUUGAGGCGCUGCCGGACUGGUUGGGUGACCUCACCUCUCUCAAGGCACUUGCGAUAACUGAUUGUGAAGGCUUCAAGGCUUUGCCAGAGAGCAUACAACAACUCACCUGCCUCCAGCGCCUAAAAAUUGACGGCUGCCCUGAGCUAGUUCAGCUUCCAUGUCUCCCCUCAGUCGAGUCUCUCCUUGUCAGACAAUGCAAAACAAUUGCUGAACUGCCAGAGAGGCUUGGAGACCACACCUCUCUCAAGGAACUCAUUUUAGUGAAUUGCGAAGGCAUCAAAACUCUACCAGAAAGCAUACAACAAGUCACAUGCUUCCAACGCCUAACAAUUAAUGCCUGUCCAGAACUAGUUCAGUGGUUCAAAUCAGAGGAGAAUAAGAUGAAGCUCCCUCAAAUAAAAGAAAUCAUCAAGGAGGUGGAAAGAACCGAGCUGGCCGCCUUCCAUCUACAGGGACAGCAUUCACAUGGUUCAUCCGCUUCGAAAGGGACUCAAGCACUCCAUCUUAGCAAACGUUCUCGGCAACUAUCAGGAAACGUUUCGGCCCAACGCCGGCACAGAACCUACUCGAAGACCUCUCAGCAACCAAACAAACAGCCCUACAGCUCAAUCGAACAGGCACUAGAUCAUAUAACAGUCGCAGUGGCAAACGACGACAGGAUCGGCAAUGUCGGAAUCUACAGGAACAUCAAUAUCCAGAUCGACACAGAGCUCAUUAAUAUUGACUGCUACAGCAUACCCUUGAGAGGCUACGACUUUGUCCUAGGAGUCAACUGGUUAAGCUUCCUCGGACCAAUCAUAUGGGACUUUCAAAACUUGAUAAUGAAAUUCUGGCGUCAAGGAAAAUGA